This is a messenger RNA of Alternaria alternata, 637 nucleotides long. RefSeq lists its product as hypothetical. The transcript has a single exon. Lineage: Eukaryota; Fungi; Ascomycota; Dothideomycetes; Pleosporales; Pleosporaceae. The record is from RefSeq and is a predicted model, not a curated record. Bases 135 to 500 code for a protein of 121 amino acids.
CCGGCGGGAUUGUUUGACUCUAGUACAGAAACAGUGUGAUUAUUGUUAUGCCACUCGGUGGGGCCUAUCGCAUGUUCGUAGAUUAUGUCGCAAAGUUCGCGUGACAGAUACUGCUGCAUGCCUUCGCAUAGAGGAUGGCAUCGACUUCGUUCUAUUAUGACCGAUUCUUGUAUAAGUUCUUCAGCCUCCGGAUUGAUCCGCUGCCGUUGCUUAAAUUGGUGUUAAGCUUUGUUUCUAGCAACCUCCUAUUGGCUUUAAUUUCCGCAAGUUCUUUACGUAUGCGAUAUUUAUGCUUUAUUAACACUUGUGUUCGCAUCUGCUUCUUUCUUUGGUACUUAUCUAGGCGCUGCUGCAAGCUGUGUUCUCGUCAGACAUGUCCCAUGUCUGGAAGCUGUUCAACCUACGCGCGGGCAGCCGUUGCGUUCGAUGCAGUUCUCAAUAUGGACCCCAUGUUUGGUUGCUACGCGACGCCGUGUUCCACAAUCACGAGAGGAAAUUGAAAGGCCAGAAGCUCUGCGCAAACAACACGAUCAAAAUUUGGUUGCACAGCGCGAGGAAUCGUGUUGGCCAGGAUAUCGCGCUAGCGAAUCCCUGCACUACGCCUAGCUCGCCCCCACAAAACUCUCGAAAGGCGAAG